GGGUCGCGGGGUGUCCCUCCAGGUGGCCGUGACGUCACGUGAGCCGGAGGUAGAAAAAACAAGGAUUUGUGGGAGAGAAGCUCAUUUCUGCCGCUGACAGAGUCCGAGAGAAGGCUGCUGCUGUUUGGAUAUCCACUUUUCUUCAACCAUGGUUGCUUUCACCGCCUGCGGGGGAUAACUUUAUCAACACAUUUAAAAGGUCUUCAGUUAAUUUGUGGAAACACUCAAUUGGAUUUGGUGGUCGUCAUGGGGAACCAGCUGACGGACAUGGCUCCCAACACGCCGUUCCUGCCGGCCUUCCAGAGCCUCCACGUGGUGGUGCUGGGUCUGGACUCAUCUGGAAAAACCUCCCUGCUGUACCGGCUCAAGCUGAAGGAGUUUGUGAAAACCAUCCCCACCAAGGGCUUCAACACGGAGAAGAUCAAGGUCCCCGUGGGGGCGUCCCGCUCCAUAAACUUCCAGGUGUGGGACGUGGGCGGACAGGAGAAGCUGCGCCCGCUGUGGAAGUCUUACACGCGGCGGACCGACGGGAUCGUGUUUGUGGUGGACUCCACGGAACUGGAGCGCAUGGUGGAGGCCAGGGUGGAGCUGCACAAGAUCACCCGCACCUCGGAGAACCAGGGCGUCCCGGUGCUGAUCCUGGCCAACAAGCAGGACCUGGACUCGGCGAUGUCCGCCGGCGAGGUGGAGAAGCUGCUGUCCGUCCAGGAGCUCAGCAUGUUCACGCAGCACCACGUGCAGAGCUGCAGCGCCGUGGACGGUCAGGGACUGCAGGCCGGCUUGGAGAGACUUUACGAGAUGAUCCUAAAGAGGAAGAAGACGGUGAAGCACAACAAGAGCCGGAAAAGAUGAAGCUUAUCUCGCUCUGUGGACUCCACCUGAACAGGAUUGUUGGGACACUUUUGUUGCUUGAAGAAGAAGGAGAGCAAUCUGUGCCAACAAAACAGAAAGGAAAGGAUUUACUCCUAAUACUGAAGCAGUAUUAUUAAUUGGCAGCUAUGCAGCUGCUCCUUCACAGAUUUAAAGGAACCUGGAAAAGGUGCUUUUCUACAGACGUUUAAAAUAUGUUUAUCACUCUGCUAACUUGCACACGUUUGGCCUCCAAACGGCUGUUUUUCAACAGUAUUCCUUCAAAUAUUUUAAGUGUUUUUUUAAUUAUUUUUUCCCUCCUCUGGCGGUGACACAAUAUAUUUAGUCUUAAUUUCUACAGGAAGCACAGAUGUUUCACUUGUAUAGUGUUUAUGCAAAUUGUACAGUCUGAAUAAAUGGAAGCACUGUGGAGAAAUCUCA
This is a messenger RNA of Oryzias melastigma (Indian medaka), 1290 nucleotides long. RefSeq names its product ADP-ribosylation factor-like 4D (gene arl4d). Gene Ontology annotation, biological process: intracellular protein transport; vesicle-mediated transport. The coding region runs from base 247 to 852 and encodes 201 amino acids. The record is from RefSeq and is a predicted model, not a curated record. NCBI's taxonomy places the organism in Eukaryota, Metazoa, Chordata, Actinopteri, Beloniformes, Adrianichthyidae. Gene Ontology annotation, cellular component: cytoplasm. Gene Ontology annotation, molecular function: GTP binding; GTPase activity. The transcript has 2 exons.